Molecule: messenger RNA, 3297 nt
Organism: Olea europaea var. sylvestris
Lineage: Eukaryota; Viridiplantae; Streptophyta; Magnoliopsida; Lamiales; Oleaceae
Product: cation/H(+) antiporter 18-like
Exons: 6
Coding region: 730-3138 (802 amino acids)
Biological process (GO): proton transmembrane transport; regulation of pH
Cellular component (GO): membrane; endomembrane system
Molecular function (GO): antiporter activity
Source: RefSeq, a predicted model, not a curated record
CUUCUCCCUCCCUUUCCAUUCCAUAAUCUGUGGAUCUCUUUUCUCUGUCCCCUUAAAACUUCUCUCUUUCUCUAGCGGCUAACCCUUUUACGAAGUUGAAUGGAAGGGAAUUUUAAAAAAAUGUUGGCGGUGAUGAUAAACAAAUCCUCGUAAAUGUAAAUCUUCUCUGAUAGUUCACGGGUUCAGCAUCCGAAGGAACAAAAACGCGUGACUUGGUGAUCAUUUAGAUUGCAAAAUUGUUGAAUAGUUUCUCCUUUUCAGACUUUUGAGGGUCUCUUUGUGAUUUCCCCCCGUAUCAUUUAGACACUAUAGAAAAUGAGUUAGAUUAGUAGGCUUGCAGCUAUUAGUUAUCGCCUAAAACGCACUGUGCUCCGAAUGGACAAAUGAGAGUUUUUCGGUGCAACAAGUGAACCAGGCAAUCAGGGGCGAGCAUACUUGAGGCCCAGAGGGGUCGGCCACCCUCACACGAUUUUCAGAUUUUCAAUUGUUCUCUAGGCUAUUUUAGGUUUUCAGAAUUUUUUCUUAAGAUAUUUUGGUUUCACCUGCACUGAAUUUUCCUCCUGGGUCCACCCCUGCACGCGGUCGUGGGACAGAGGGAGGCUUCAUACGUGCAAGUUCUGGUUUUACUGGCCAAUGAUAAAGUUGAAGCAGUGUUUUAGCACAUUAGACCAAGACAGGAAGUUGACAAACUGUUCAAUGCAUUGAAGUGAAAAUCUGCUGAUUCUGGAAAUGGCUUCCAAUACAACAGUGAAAUGUCCAGCACCCAUGAAAGCCACAUCUGAUGGGGCUUUUCAAGGGGACAAUCCUCUUGAUUAUGCACUUCCUCUAGUGAUGUUGCAAAUAUGCCUGGUUGCAGUGCUAUCCCGAGUGCUCGCCUAUCUUCUCAGACCAUUAAGACAGCCUCGUGUGAUUGCUGAGAUAGUUGGAGGAGUCCUGCUUGGUCCUUCGGCUUUAGGGCGCAACCAUACGUAUCUUCAGGCCCUUUUUCCACCCAGAAGCCUUACAGUUUUGGAUACCCUUGCCAACCUUGGUCUCCUUUUCUUUCUGUUCCUUGUUGGCCUUGAGUUGGAUCCAAGGUCUCUAAAAAGUACUGGGAAAAAGGCGUUAAGCAUUGCCCUUUCAGGAAUCAGUGUUCCAUUUAUUUUAGGAAUUGGGACCUCAUACGUGCUUCGAGGAACUAUCUCCCAAGGUGUAAGCCAGGGUCCAUUUUUGGUUUUCAUGGGAGUGGCACUUUCUAUCACUGCCUUUCCUGUCUUGGCACGUAUUUUGGCAGAACUUAAGCUUUUAACCACCACUGUUGGACAAAUAGCCAUGUCCGCUGCAGCAGUCAAUGAUGUGGCUGCUUGGAUUCUACUUGCUCUGGCUAUUGCCCUGUCAGGCAAAGACAGUUCUCCCCUCGUUUCAUUGUGGGUCUUCUUGUGUGGGUCUGGUUUCGUAAUUCUGUGCAUAUUUGUUGCCCCACCUAUCUUCAAAUGGAUGGCACGACGCUGCCCUGAGGGUGAACCAGUAAAUGAGAUAUAUGUAUGUGGUACACUGGUUGCUGUUUUGGCUGCUGGAUUUGUGACAGAUUCCAUAGGAAUUCAUGCUCUCUUUGGGGCAUUUGUUCUUGGAGUUCUUGUCCCAAAGGAGGGACCCUUUGCAGGCGCUCUUGUGGAAAAGGUUGAGGAUCUUGUGUCUGGCCUAUUUCUUCCAUUGUAUUUUGUCUCAAGUGGACUGAAGACAAAUGUAGCCACCAUUCAAGGCGCUCAAUCAUGGGGUCUUCUUGUUUUGGUCAUUUUUACAGCUUGUUUCGGAAAGAUUGUUGGUACUGUUGUAGUCUCAAUGCUCUACAAGGUGCCUUUUAAAGAGGCGGUUACUCUAGGUUUCCUCAUGAAUACUAAAGGUUUAGUGGAGCUCAUUGUCCUUAACAUUGGGAGAGACCGAGGCGUUCUGAAUGAUCAAACGUUUGCAAUCAUGGUUUUAAUGGCUUUAUUCACGACAUUUAUGACAACACCUCUUGUUAUAUCAGUAUACAAGCCGGCUCAAAUGGCUACAUCACAAUACAAGAACCGAACUAUUAAGAGGAAGGACACAAGUAGUCAACUUCGCAUAUUGACCUGUUUCCAGAGUACAAGAAACGUUCCCACAUUGAUUAAUCUCAUGGAGGCUUCACGUGGCAUUGGAAAGAGGGAAGGACUUCGCGUCUAUGCUAUGCACUUGAUGGAGCUUUCCGAACGAUCAUCUGCAAUAUUAAUGGUCCAUAAGGCGAGGAAAAAUGGGAUGCCAUUUUGGAAUAAGUGGCAAGAUUCUGAUCCAAAUCAAAUUGUCGUUGCUUUUGAGGCAUUCCAGCACCUUAGCCAAGUGUCUAUCCGACCAACAACUGCAAUCUCAGCAAUGUCCAGCAUGCACGAGGACAUCUGUUCGAGCGCUGAGAAGAAGAGGGUAGCAAUGAUAAUUCUUCCCUUCCAUAAGCAUCAGAGACUUGAUGGACAUUUAGAAACAACACGAGCUGACUUGAGACAUGUAAACCGAAGGGUUCUUGAGCAUGCGCCGUGUUCUGUUGGUAUUUUAGUUGACCGGGGGCUUGGUGGGACUUCACAUGUGUCUGCAAGCAAUGUUGAGUAUACUGUUGCAGUCUUCUUCUUUGGAGGCAAUGAUGAUCGUGAAGCUCUUUCGUACGGUGCACGGAUGGCUGAGCACCCUGGCAUCAAUUUGAACGUCGUUCAAUUCACUACAGACCAUAAGGUAGCCGGGGAGACUGUAAGACUUGAUAUUAACGAUCAAGAUCGUCCUGAAGCUAGAUCAGAGGAUGAAGAAUUCCUUGCAGAGGUCAAGGAGAAAGUAUCAAACGACAGCUCAAUCAAAUUUGAAGAGAAGAUGAUAAAAGAUGCUCAGGAAACUAUUGACGUGAUUCGCUCGUAUAGCCGUUGCAAUCUCUUCCUCGUGGGGAGAAUGCCGGAGGGUCAAUUAGUGGCAGCUUUUAACAGAAGGAGGGAAUGCCCGGAAUUGGGGCCAGUCGGGAACUUAUUAAUUUCCCCAGAUUUUUCGACCACGGCAUCAGUUCUGGUAGUGCAGCAGUACCGGAGCCAGCUUCCACUGGAAUCACUGAAUUCCCUGAAGGAACAUGACACGACUGAGGGCGAGUAUGACUCGCAGUAACUGUCUUUUCUUUACAGGAUUUGAAUCAUGUGUAGGUUAUAUCUUCUAAGUACAAGAAUACACAAGCCAACCAACUGUAUUUCUUAAUCUUUCCAUUGCAUUUCUGCUGUGUAGUUCAGUAAAAUGCAUAAUAAAAGUUCAAAGAUCAUUUGCUGUCUA